This is a messenger RNA of Penicillium chermesinum, 1767 nucleotides long. RefSeq names its product WD40 repeat domain-containing protein. Bases 1 to 1767 code for a protein of 588 amino acids. Gene Ontology annotation, biological process: regulation of DNA double-strand break processing. The transcript has a single exon. The record is from RefSeq and is a predicted model, not a curated record. Gene Ontology annotation, molecular function: protein binding. Lineage: Eukaryota; Fungi; Ascomycota; Eurotiomycetes; Eurotiales; Aspergillaceae. Gene Ontology annotation, cellular component: nucleus; site of double-strand break.
AUGGACGACUUUGACGAGGAAGCGUUCAAGAAGUUUUUUCCUUCUAGCUUCGGGAAGCAAGAAAAGAAGUUCGAUGCCGAGAGUCAGGUCAACCGGACCAAACGUGCGGAGGUCUCUGUGCCGGCUCCAGAAGCUGAGGCGCGAAACCUAACCCCAGCUAGUCCAGCCGAGGGAAAGCAACCUCAGGAGCCCAAUGAUAACGAUAACGACGAUUCAAAUGACUCGGACGACGAUGACUCGGACGAUGACGAUGAAGACGAAUUUCCAGUCUCCCACGAGAUGGUCUUACACACUCAUGAGCGCGCAGUGACGACAGUCACCUUGGAUCUUUCAGGCGCGCGAAUGAUUACAGGCUCAAGGGACUGUACUCUGAAGCUCCACGACUUCGCUUCCAUGACACCAUCAACGAUCCGUGCGUUCAAAUCGGUCGAUCCAUCCUUCAAAAAGACAUCAGCCGCCCAAGACACCCAUGCCGUUCACUAUGCCGCAUUCAAUCCUCUUUCGCCGAGCCAUGUCCUGGUCGUGACCGCCACUCCCCAGCCUCGGAUUCUUGACCGAGAUGGUGAAACAGUGACAGAAUUUGCGAAGGGCGACAUGUACUUGCGAGACUUGAAUAAUACGAAAGGUCAUAUCGCUGAAGCAACCGGUGGUGUCUGGUGUCCUUCGGACUACAACCUUUGCGCUACUGCUGGCUCGGAUAGUACAGUCCGCAUAUGGGAUGCAAACGUUGGUAUGUCGCAAAAGCAUGUGAUCAUGCACAAGUCCAAGGUUGCUGGGUCUGCUGGGCGGACUAAGAUGACCGCUGUUACAUGGGGCUCCCCAAAGCAGGGUGGAUCGAAUGUCUUGGUGACUGCUGCUCUGGAUGGCAGCUUAACUAUGUACAGUGGAAAUGGGCCUUUCCAUCGACCCAGUGCUGAAGUACGUGACGCUCAUACCAGAGACACUUGGACCAGUGGGCUGGAUAUCAGCGCCGAUGGACGACUUGUUAUUUCUCGCGGCGGCGAUGAUACCAUCAAGCUUUGGGAUACGCGCAAAUUCAAGUCCCCUGUGACUACGGUCCAGCAUAAAUCGACAUCGGAGCGCUACCCUACCUCGAACAUUCAAUUCUCUCCUUCAUCAGCCAAUGUACUCGUGGGCUCAGAGACUGGCCAUCUUCAUAUCCUGAACCCAGCAACGCUGAAACCCGAACUCGUCACCCCUGUGACUCCAGGGUCUCCCUUGAUUUCUGUCUUAUGGCACGAGAAACUAAACCAAAUCAUCACCGGCUCUGCAAAUGCUGAAACUCAUGUUCUCUACAAUCCUACCAGCUCUACCAAGGGUGCAUCACUUGUCAUGUCCCGGGCUCCCAAACGCCGUCAUGUCGAUGAUAAUUCCGCUUUCACAACUGAUACUUCAGGGGCCCUCUCUGGAGACUCGGUUGUGGUUGGCAGCAACGGUGUGCCUCAGUACAGCUCGGCAACAUUUUCUUCCCGUCACCCCAAUGUUGGCUUGACAGCCUCUGGACGCUCCCGCGAUCCUCGCCGUCCACAUAUCCCAGCCGUCACACCUUUUGCUAAGUCUACGCCCGAUGAGAAACAUGUGCGCGAGCAUAUUCCUCUCAGUUCUAUGCGCGAUGAAGAUCCUCGUGAAGCGCUGUUGAAAUAUGCCGAAAAGGCCGAAAAGGACCCUAUCUUUACUCGAGCGUAUCAAGAAACUCAGCCCAAGCCAAUUUACGCAGAACUGAGUGAUGAAGAAGAAAAGCCAGAAAAGAAAAAGGCUCGACGUUGA